ACAACAACAAAUGCCAACAACCCAUUGAAAUUCCUUCCAUUAAAAAAAAAAGAAGAAGAAAUUCAUGCAUUCGUGAAAGGCAAAACAUGCAGAUCACCCCCUUAACUCAUCAAUGGGUGGCAAAUCACCCCCUCAAUCUACUUCAUGCGCAAACCAACCCCUCAACUCACUUGCAGUGGCAAACUAGCCUCGCUAACGUGGGUACACCUUACCAUGACGGGCUCUUCUUCUUCGACAUCACAUUCCCGCUUGAUUAUCCCAAUCGACCGCUAAUGGCUCAUUACCGAUCUUUUGGGUUUCGGAUCAACCCAAACCUAUAUGCGAACGGGAAGGUCUUUUUGAGUUUGAUUAACACUUGGGUUGGGAAAAAGAUUGAAAAAUGGAAUCCGAAUGAGUCAACAGUUCUCCAGCUUCUGCUCUCGAUUCAGGGUCUAGUUCUCAACGAAAAGCCCUACUUCAACGAGCCCGGCAAUGUCGCUUGGCCGGGUCGUUUUUGGGAGAAGAAAUCCGCCGCUUAAAAUGAGGAUGCUCUGUUAUGAAGUACUUUAGGGAUCGAUUGAGCUUUAUUUCAUCGGCGUGUAAAGCUUACAAAAAUGGGAGUGCAAAGAUCGGGUAUUACAACCAUCAAUGCGAAUGAUCUUCUUGUGUAUAAAAAAGGUUCAAGAAAUUGAUGAAACAACU
This is a messenger RNA of Rubroshorea leprosula, 681 nucleotides long. The record is from the annotation of a GenBank genome assembly. Lineage: Eukaryota; Viridiplantae; Streptophyta; Magnoliopsida; Malvales; Dipterocarpaceae.